AUGGCGUUAGCUAUUAGUUAUAUAAUUGCUGUGUUCCCUUAUUGUUACAUUGUUAGAACAGUUUAUAUCACUAACCAGAUUCGGAUAUCAUCAAGUCAUAAUGCUCAAGUGACAACAGGAAAUCCUAAAAAGAAGUACAAACGUGGAUGUACUCCAAAAGAUCGUAAUAUACGUCCUCAUAAAAGGAGGACGCAUAAUAUGUCAAGUUGGUCUAUACCAGGUGAAAGCUCCACAUCUAACUCAUCUCAAAUCAAUACAAGUGGAAAUACAAGAUCCAGUACUUGCCCAUCUACUUUGACCGUUGCUUCUACCCAAUUUGAUACCAGUUUCGAUUUUGUUGAAAUUGAAAAACAAUUAUAUGUUGAUCUUGGAAACAUGGAUAUGGUUUGUAAACAUUGUGGUGCAACUCUAUGGCUCCUAGAACGAGCUGAAAAGAGCAAAUCUCGAGUUGAUCCUUAUUUCUCUAUCUGUUGUGCGAGAGGCAAAAUAUCCAUACCUUAUUUAAAAGAUGCACCGGAAUUAUUGUUUAAUUUGCUUACAAACAAUGAUCCGAGGAGUCGAAAUUUCCUUGACAACAUUCGAGCGUACAAUAGUAUGUUUGCAUUUACCUCUAUUGGAGGCAAAGUUGUUAGCAACAUUAAUGAUGGUCAUGGCCCUCCUCAAUUCAUUAUUAGUGGGCAAAAUUACCAUCGUAUAGGAAGUCUUCUUCCAAAAGAAGGAGAUGCUCCCAAGUUUGCUCAAUUAUACAUAUAUGACACAAAGAAUGAAGUUGAGAAUAGAUUGAAACAUUUCAGGAGUGGUAAUGGAAAUAGUACCAUUGAUCUUGAAUUGAUUUCCGAGUUGAUUAAAAUGGUUGAUGACUUCAACCGUUUAGCUCAAUUAUUUAGAAAAGUACGUGAUCAUGUUGAACAAGGUUAUGUUGAGAAUGUUGCUUUGAGGUUAUUUAGAAGUUGCUCGCUUGAUCCAAAAACCUACAAUCUUCCAAGUGUUGAUGAGGUUGCCGCCUUAAUAGUGGGUGAUUUUGAUAGCUCUGAUUGUGGGCGUGAUAUUAUUCUUCGCACUAGAGACGGUCAAAUGCAGAGGAUUUAUGAAAACCAUUCUUCAUUCCUUCCACUACAGUAUCCUAUUUUAUUCCCUUAUGGUGAAAAAGGUUUCUCAGAGGAUAUUGAUUUUGCAAAUUCAUUCAAUGUUAAUACAGAUCCUAGGCGUGAUCAUAUCUCUUUGCGUGAAUGGGUAGUUUUUAGACUCUUUGAAAGACAAUUUGAGUGCAAAAGAAUAUUUCUUUCUCGACGAUUGUUUCAACAAUUUGUUGUUGAUUGUUAUUCAAUGGUUGAGUCUCAGAGAUUGUAUUACAUCCGCAACAACCAAUCGACAAUUAGAAGACAUUUUUUGGAAGGAAUUGAGGAAGCCAUGGCCCGUGGUGACACAGAUUCAUCCAAAGUUGGUUCAAGAGUAUAUCUCCCUGCAUCCUUUAAGGGCGGCAAGCGUUACAUGUUCAAUAAUUGUCAGGAUGCUAUGGCUCUGUCUAGAGUAUAUGGGUACCCUGAUUUGUUUCUAACAAUGACAUGUAAUCCUAAAUGGCCAGAAAUUGAACGCCAUGUUCUCGCAUAUGGUUUAAAUCCUUCAGAUCGACCAGAUUUGGCUUGCCGUGUUUUCCAUAUGAAAUUAAAUCAAUUCAUGGUUGAUUGCAAGAAGGGCAUUUUCUUUGGGAAAGUUGUGGCAGGCACGUAUACUAUUGAGUUUCAAAAAAGGGGUUUGCCUCAUGCUCACAUCUUAUUGUGGCUUAGCAUGGAAAAUAAGUUACGUUCUCCUGCUAUGAUUGAUUCUGUUAUAUGUGCUGAGUUGCCGGAUCCUACACAGUACCCUGAAUUGUUUGAAUGUGUAUCAAACUAUAUGGUUCAUGGUCCAUGUGGAUUGAGUAAUAGAGAUUCUCCUUGCAUGAAGAAUGGUCAGUGCUCCAAAUUCUUCCCCAAAAAUUUUGUUUCAAAAACAACAUUUGAUAGUGAUGGUUAUCCCAUAUACCGAAGGAGGGAUACAAAGGUGACCACUCUUAGGAAAGGAGUUCCUCUUGAUAAUAGAUUUGUUGUUCCUUAUAAUCCUAAAUUGUUGAUGAGAUAUCGUGCACAUAUCAACAUUGAGUAUUGCAACAAAUCCAACUCCAUUAAAUAUUUAUUUAAAUACAUUAAUAAGGGAGUGGAUAGGGUCACAAUGUCAAUGUCAGUGCAACAACCAAACAAGGAUAAGUAUGAAGAUGUGGAUGAGAUUAAACAAUAUUAUGAUUGUAGAUACCUUUCUCCAUGUGAAGCUCUAUGGAGAAUAUUUUCAUUUGAAGUCCAUGUCAAGUGGCCACCUGUAAAAAACCUCAUCUACCACUUGCCCAAAAAACAGGUAAUCCUAUUUAAGGAGCAACAAGCUGUCAAGAAUGUGCUUCAGAGAAACAAGCGGAAGAAUAGCAUGUUUACUGCUUGGAUGGAAGCAAAUGGGAAAUAUGCUUAG
This is a messenger RNA of Lotus japonicus, 2496 nucleotides long. RefSeq lists its product as uncharacterized. The record is from RefSeq and is a predicted model, not a curated record. The coding region runs from base 1 to 2496 and encodes 831 amino acids. The transcript has 8 exons. NCBI's taxonomy places the organism in Eukaryota, Viridiplantae, Streptophyta, Magnoliopsida, Fabales, Fabaceae.